Penicillium concentricum is the source of this 798-nucleotide messenger RNA. Its product is annotated as glycoside hydrolase family 128 protein. NCBI's taxonomy places the organism in Eukaryota, Fungi, Ascomycota, Eurotiomycetes, Eurotiales, Aspergillaceae. The record is from RefSeq and is a predicted model, not a curated record. The coding region runs from base 1 to 798 and encodes 265 amino acids. Gene Ontology annotation, biological process: fungal-type cell wall polysaccharide metabolic process. Gene Ontology annotation, cellular component: fungal-type cell wall. The transcript has a single exon.
AUGGUCUCUUUUACCAAGCUUUUCACUGCUGGCCUAGUCGCCACUUCGGCUAUCGCCGCCCCCAUGCAGGCUAAGCGCGACACCUCUAGCAAGCGUGGUGCCGCCUACAACGAUGUCACCACCGUCUCUGCUCUGACCAGUGGUGGUAGCAUCUCCUGGGCCUACAACUGGGCUGGAUCCAUCUCUGGCCUGCUCCCCUCGAACGUCGAGUUCGUCCCUAUGCUCUGGGGCCCCAAGAUGUUCGGCGGCUGGGUUACCGCCAUCGAGACCGCUUUGUCCAGCGGCAGUAGCUACAUCCUGGGAUUCAACGAGCCCGACAUGCCUUCGCAGGCCAACAUGAGCCCCACGGAUGCUGCCAACUACUACAACACCUACAUCACCCCGUGGUCCGGCAAGGCGAAGCUGAUCUCCCCCGCCGUUACCUCCUCCACUGAUGCUGGAUUCGGCCUUGACUGGUUCGAGUCUUUCAUCGGUAGCUGCAGCAGCUGUGGUAUCUCCGGUCUGGCCGUUCACUGGUACGGUGAUGAUGCCGACAACUUCAAGUCCUUCGUCACCAAGGCCGUCGACACUGCUGCCAAGCACAACCUGGCUGAGGUCUGGAUCACCGAGUUUGCUCUCAACGCCGAUGUCAACGGCUCUUUCGACACCGCCAACACGGCUGCUUUCCUCAACGAGGUUAUUCCUUGGUUGGAUUCGCAGGCUGGUGUCACUCGCUACUCUUACUUCAUGUGCGCCGAGAACUACUUGCUCAGCGGCAACACUCUCAACCAGGCUGGCCAGGCUUACGUCUCUGCGUAA